AAUUGUGCUUGCGACCGGGCAAGACGUAUCAGUGUUUCGUUGUUUGAAGUCGAGAAAAUGUUUUCGAGUGCAUUUCUUGCUUUGAUUUUCGCUGCUACAGUUCUAGGGGAUACGGAAAAUAAGUUUGUAAUAGUUCAAACUGAAAAUGGGCCAAUAAGAGGCAUCAAUCGUGGUGCGUAUUAUGCGUUUGAAGGAAUACCAUAUGCAAAGCCCCCGCUUGAUGAGCUUAGGUUCGCUGCACCAGUUAUGAACGAUGACCGGUGGGAUGAACCAAGAGAUGCACUUGAUCAAGGACCGGAUUGUUUGCAGUGGAGCCACUUAGUUGAAGGUGAAGAUCGGACUACUGGAGAAGAGGAUUGUUUGGUUUUGAACAUCUACACAACUUCGUUGGAGAGCUCCCAACCAUUACCCACCAUUUUUUUCAUCCAUGGUGGAGCAUUCAUGUUCGGCGGAAAGAGUUUUUAUCGUCCCGAUAAUAUGAUGAGAACACCUUUGGUGUUGAUCACGAUCAACUACCGUUUGGGACCUCUAGGCUUUAUCAGUACAGAAGACGAUAUUAUUCCAGGGAACUUCGGAUUGAAAGAUCAAUCUAUGGCUCUCAAAUGGGUUCGACAGAACAUUAUAAACUUUGGCGGGCACCCAGAUAGCAUAACAAUUUCCGGAUACUCUGCCGGGUCAGCCAGUGUUCAACUGCAUUAUCUUUCGCCUAUGUCCCGUGGCUUAUUCAAGAAUGGCAUAGGCCACAGUGGAUCGGCGUUGAAUCCUUGGGUAUUAGCAGAAAAUUCCGCAGAGAAAGCCAAACAAAUCGCGGCAACUGUAAGCUGCCCGACGGAGUCCAGCAAGGAUAUGCUGAAAUGUUUGAGACAGAAACCGGCUCGAGACAUUGUACGAGCGCUGUCUCCUUUAUUUAAUUUCUUGUACAAUCCAUUUUCACCACUUGGAGUUGUCAUUGAAAAGCAGUCCAAGAACAAUCCAAGGCCAUUUUUGGCGGAUCAUCCAUACAAACUGAUGCGCACGGGAAAAUUCUAUCAUGUGCCCUUGCUACUAUCGGUAAACGAGGCCGAAGGUCUGUAUCCGGGAGCAGAAUUUAUCAGCAAUCGGGAAUAUUUGGACUCAAUCAACAAAAACUGGAACGAACUAUUGCCCAGCAUAUUGGACUACCGCACCUCAAUGCAGAACGACGAAGUACGCCGUGAUGAGAUAAGCCAAACAAUCAAGAAGCGAUAUCUGGGAAAACGAAAACUCAGCGAUAGCAGUUUUCGCGACUUUAUUCGAAUUAUUUCGAAUCGUUUAUACUUUGCCGGAGUGGUUCGCUCAGCGCAACUGAUGCAAGUUCAUACUCCCAUCUACCUUUACUACGAUGCAUAUAAAACAAAAUACGCUAUCAGUGAGUAUUUGUCGAACUCAACGAAGAACUAUGGCGUAGCGCACGGUGAAGAUGUGCUGCUGCUAUUCAACACUGAGUGGCGUGAGACUGUUCCGUACACGGAACAGGAACUGCUGAUGGCCGGGCGUUUUGUGGGAAUGUAUGAAGGUUUUGCCAAAAACAGCGUGCCCAAGUUCGGCGACUACGACGUACCGCGUAUGGAUAAGACAGAUAUGGUACGUUUUCUGGAGGUGAAUUAUCCCAAGAGCAAAGAGAAGCUAUUGCGGCAACUGAGUGACGAAGAUUUCUGGAAUCAGAUUGAUUUCAAUGAUGGAAUGCCAGUUGCAGUGCCGCAAACUCAAAAAAAUGAUGAACUUUAAUGUGGAAUAAAACUGAAUAAAUCUCCUAUGUAAUAACUCAUUAGGAACAAAUGUGUAAAA
Armigeres subalbatus is the source of this 1806-nucleotide messenger RNA. Its product is annotated as venom carboxylesterase-6-like. Gene Ontology annotation, molecular function: serine hydrolase activity. The transcript is spliced from 2 exons. Lineage: Eukaryota; Metazoa; Arthropoda; Insecta; Diptera; Culicidae. Bases 58 to 1746 code for a protein of 562 amino acids. The record is from RefSeq and is a predicted model, not a curated record.